AUGGUACCCCAACAGAGAGUUUCGGCUGCAAGAAAUCCAGGUGCACAAAAGAGCAGGCCUCACACUUUAUUCGCUAGUGGGCCUCCAACUCAUCUGAGUGUUCCUCAGGCCAAUGGAGCCAUGCCUCCACGCCAAUUUGCAAAUGGCGCUGUUGCUCCAGGCCCAAUUCAUUCACUCCGCCCACCACCACCUCAAGCAACAGCCUACCCACCUAUGCCAAUAGCUGGACAACCAGCUUGGCAUGGUCAGCCACCGCAACCAGGUCAAACAAUCCCACCACCUGGCAUGCCUCCACAAAUGCAGCAAUUCAAGCCAUCUCCCCCAAGCAUGCCACCGCCCCCUCCACAGGCAGCUCCAGGUCCCCCAAGGCCCCUACCACCACCAAUGGGAAUGGGAGGCCAACCACCACCUAUGUGGCGUCAACCGCCACCCCCACCCCUUCAACAUGGCGGUAGGCCCCCUAUGCCACAGACAUCAAUGCCUCCACCACCCCCUCCAAACCACAAUAACCCACCACCGCUCCCUCCAUCUUGA
Messenger RNA from Corylus avellana, 534 nucleotides. Lineage: Eukaryota; Viridiplantae; Streptophyta; Magnoliopsida; Fagales; Betulaceae. The record is from RefSeq and is a predicted model, not a curated record.